Messenger RNA from Pararge aegeria (speckled wood butterfly), 1794 nucleotides. It is a transcript of the gene CPH5, whose product is annotated as cuticle protein 10.9-like. Gene Ontology annotation, cellular component: extracellular matrix. The coding region runs from base 92 to 418 and encodes 108 amino acids. The transcript is spliced from 3 exons. NCBI's taxonomy places the organism in Eukaryota, Metazoa, Arthropoda, Insecta, Lepidoptera, Nymphalidae. The record is from RefSeq and is a predicted model, not a curated record.
GCUCUCUGUCAGUCAACGUCUCCGUACCAUUGUUACCCAGCUUGUGUUUUGUGUGUGAUCUUUGUCUUUAAGAUAAUCCACUCGUCUUACGAUGUCGUCAAUAACGUGGUUGGCGUGCGCGCUUGUAUUGAUGUGCGUGCAAGUGUCGCCUGCGCCUGCGCCUGCACCCGCGCCACAAGAAGAAAAUUACCCGCCAAUGCCAUACGAAUACAAAUACGACGUAGAAGAUCCAGAAAAAUUGCUUUACUUCGGAGCAAAUGAAUCGGGCGAUGCACAGGGUAAGGUUGUUGGCGGUUACAAGGUGCUGCAUCCUGAUGGACGACUUAUGACUGUCGAGUACACAGUACAAGGCGACAGUGGUUUUGUACCAAUAAUUAAGUUCGAACAGAACGCAAAUCCCUUCGGUAAACGGAAGUAGGCUAAUGAUUAUGUUUGUAGCGAAUGAAAAGUCACGUAGCGAGCAAUUUGUGUAAAUAUUCAUGUAUUUUAAUAGCCUUGUUUCUGAGAUUAUGCAACUUUUAAAAUGAUUGCUAUCGUCACAUUCAUAUCCACUUCUGGCGUUUUAAGUAUUCUUGAUUAAUCAUGUUACUCCUCUUUUACAGCGUUGAUAAUAUCUUAAUUCUAUGAUAGUGUGAUAGAUCUAUUGUGUUCUUUGAUCAAUUGUAUAACAUUCUAAGAGGAAUUUCGAAUUCAUUUCCUUGAAAAUGUUCUGCUGUACCUUAGUCAGUUAAAUUAGCAGCACCCUAAUAAAUAAAUAAAAAUAAAAUAAAUCAGAUUACUUGACUGUAUUCAUAUGGAAAUACAGCCACGUGUUCUUUGCAAACAUUCAAUAUAUGAUUUUUCUUCAAAAUUAUCUGUUUUUUUGAAUACUGUAGUCCACUGAUCUUUAGUAUUAAUAAAAGAGGUUAAUGCAUCUCAAUAUGUACAAGCAUAAGAGCCAUCUAUGUAAAUGUCAUAAAAUUAGUACCUAGCAUUACUUUCUUUAAAGUAAAAUAUGCUAUACAGUGAUCUUUUAUUUUAAUUGUAUGUUUUAUAUUAAUUAUUUACUCAGAAUGAAGUGCUACUUUAAAUAUUUAUUGAUAAAAAUAGGCUAAUAUGAAUAUUUAUAAACGAAUCAUUUGGCAAACUGUAUACUAUUGCUACUACUUGUCUAGAUAGAAUUCGAAAUAUUAAAGUAACUCCAGGAGUAUUUCAGUAAGAUACCGAGCUCGCAAGCUGUAUAGUUUCGGGUUUGCACGUAAAAUAUAAAAUAAUACUGAUAAAACAAGAUAACAUAAAUAAAGAGUUAAAAUAUAAAUAAAACAAUAUAGUUUUCAGUAAAAACAUAUAGUUUACAUCCGGUUUUAUCCUUUUUUAUCUAAACAAGAUUAAACAUCUUCAAAUUCAACGAUUUUUGUAACCUUAAUUAGUUUUAACGACAAUUUCGGCAAAUAUAAUCAAAAUAGUUACCAAUUCUGUGAUUUGACUUAAAUCUUAAAUCAUUAAUUACGUUUAGGUUUAAAUUACAUACAAUAAGUUGAUAUAAGAUAAGGAUGCAAGUAUAUAUAAUAAAGAAACAUUAUAGUGUUGAUUCGAUGUUACAUAAAACUCAGAAUUACAAACCGCCCUCAAAGCAGUGCUAUUCUUUUAUACAAUGAACAUUCUGAAAAGGGAAGCAAUACUAAUAAUUUAAGUUUUUAGACAUAUGUACAACUACAUACGCAGCAAUGUAACCUCUUAUUUUUAUACGUUUUGAUAUUCGUACUUUAUACUGAUUUAUUAGAUACGUAAGAAAUAAAAUAUUUUUGUACGAAA